This is a messenger RNA of Ananas comosus (pineapple), 992 nucleotides long. RefSeq lists its product as uncharacterized. Bases 150 to 722 code for a protein of 190 amino acids. NCBI's taxonomy places the organism in Eukaryota, Viridiplantae, Streptophyta, Magnoliopsida, Poales, Bromeliaceae. The transcript has 2 exons. The record is from RefSeq and is a predicted model, not a curated record.
GCGGCGGCAUGGGUCGUUCGGGAAACGACUCGAACCAUCUAGCCGUCCCAUAAUCUAUCCGGGAGAAUCAUCCGAGCCGCGAAGAGAGAAGGUAAAGGCCGCACUGCAGGAUCGAACACUUCCGGUGACAGACGGCGAGGUCAGACAGGAUGGAGCCCACGGACAUGGAGAUGGAGGCGGCGGCGGCGGCGGCGGCGGCCGCGGCGGAGAUCGGGCCGCCGGCAGAGGCGGUGGGUUUCGCGGCCCAAGGAGGAGGCGGUAGCGGCGAGGGGCGCCGGUGGGGCUUGCUCGCCCUGGCGCGGCAGCUCGUUGAGCAGGGCAAACCUUCUCUCGCGCUCCGAGCGGUUACACUGGCCAUACAACAUGAAUGUGGAGAUCAUGCUGUUUUUGAGGUGCUAUGUCGCGCCCGCGAGCUGUACAGGCAGAAGCAGCAAGCCAACACCACUGUCGAUCAGCUUGCUUCUUUGUUUGCUCAGUGUGCAAUUGAUGAAGCCCGCCCCAUAAGCUCUGGUCCACCACCGCUGGUUCCUCCUCUAGGCAUUGUUGAUCCGGCUGCGCUUUUAGAUGCAAAUGACGCUUCCAUACUCGCACAGAGUGGAAGGAAGCAGAUCAUGCUGGACGCCUUUGCUGACGGGAGCAGCUUCAUCUGCUUGCGGUGUGGUGGGCUUGUAAGUAGUUCGCGCAAGGAUGAGCAUGUAGCUUACUGGUGCGGGAACACCUGAACUGAUGAACCUUCCUUUCUUUGUUGUAUAUCCCUGUAUUGUGAUCAUCAUCAUCAUCAUCUUCAUCUUCGGUGUCCCUUUCAGUCUGAGAUUUCUUGUACUUUAUGAAUGCCUAGGUAAUGCUAAAUAAAAACAGUUGAAUUUGAAAGACAUUGGACUACAGUUGCAACAUUUGUGACAGGUAAGAAAAUAUGGAGCAACAUUAACCACUUAUAUAUAUUUGCAUUAUAAAGAGGCUCCAAGAAUUGUUGCCGAUUGUUCUUCAUAAAA